Messenger RNA from Humulus lupulus (European hop), 4142 nucleotides. RefSeq lists its product as uncharacterized. NCBI's taxonomy places the organism in Eukaryota, Viridiplantae, Streptophyta, Magnoliopsida, Rosales, Cannabaceae. The record is from RefSeq and is a predicted model, not a curated record. The transcript has 28 exons. Gene Ontology annotation, molecular function: protein binding. The coding region runs from base 194 to 3778 and encodes 1194 amino acids.
UGCCGAGGGGAGUUAGGACAUAGAAAACGCAGGGGAAGAGGUACACUGAAUUUUUCCAGACUGUAUUGUUGGAGCUGGGCUUUCCGUUGCCCAGAUCCAGUGUCCCUUGAUCGCUAUUCUACCCUCUCCAUUUUUUCUUUCUUCACAGAAUCAUAAUUACCAAGCUAAACAACCAAACCAUUUGCAGACAACAAUGGCGGACUCUUCCGGCACCACCCUCAUGGAUCUAAUUACGGCGGACCCCUCCCCUGCCUCCGCCCCUGCUACUUCAUCCUCAUCAUCCUCUUCUUCUUCUUCAGCAUCAUCCAUCCCGGCAGGGCCGCCAACUGCUUUGGGGAAGCCUUCCGGCGAGAAGCGUUCCAAGAGAGCAACCCUCCUACAGAUCCAGAACGAUACCAUCUCUGCUGCCAAAGCUGCAUUGCAUCCUGUUCGCACUAACAUAAUGAUGCCCCAGAAGCAGAAGAAGAAGAAGCCUGUUUCGUAUUCACAACUUGCCAGAAGCAUUCACGAGCUUGCUGCCGCAUCCGAUCAGAAAAGUUCCCAGAAGCAGUUACUGAACCAUGUGUUUCCCAAGUUAGCUGUGUACAAUUCAGUUGACCCUUCUUUGGCACCUUCCCUGCUUAUGCUUAAUCAGCAGUGUGAAGACAGGAGUGUUCUACGGUAUGUCUAUUAUUACUUAGCCAGGAUUUUGUCGGAUAAUGGGGCACAAGGUGUAAGUACUGGUGGUGGGAUUCCAACUCCAAACUGGGAUGCAUUAGCUGACAUAGAUGCUGUUGGUGGGGUGACUAGAGCUGAUGUUGUACCUAGAAUUAUAGCUCUGCUGACAACCGAGGCUUCAAAUGUUGAAGUAGAAUUUCAUGCCAGAAGGCUGCAAGCAUUGAAGGCUCUUACAUAUGCUCCCUCAAGCAACUCCGAGAUAUUAUCAAAAUUGUAUGAAAUUGUAUUUGGGAUUCUUGAUAAGGUAGCUGAUGCCCCGCACAAACGCAAGAAAGGUGUGUUUGGGACUAAAGGUGGCGAUAAGGAGUUUAUCAUCCGGAGUAAUUUGCAAUACGGUGCCUUAAGUGCUUUGCGAAGGCUUCCUCUGGAUCCAGGAAACCCAGCAUUUCUGCAUAGAGCGUCACAGGGGGUUUCAUUUGCUGACCCUGUUGCUGUGAGGCAUUCUUUGGAAAUUCUUUCUGAGCUAGCUACCAAAGAUCCUUAUGCAGUUGCAAUGGCCAUAGGGAAACUUGCACAGCCUGGAGGGGCUCUGCAGGAUGUGCUGCAUUUGCAUGAUGUUCUUGCAAGAGUUGCACUAGCUAGAUUGUGUUAUACUAUAUCUAGAGCUCGAGCACUAGAUGAGAGGCCUGAUAUUAAAUCUCAGUUCAACUCUGUGCUCUAUCAACUGCUUCUGGAUCCGAGUGAAAGAGUCUGCUUUGAGGCAAUCUUAUGUGUUUUGGGAAAACAUGACAAUGCAGAGAGGACUGAAGAGCGAGCUGCUGGGUGGUAUCGUUUGACUAGGGAGAUUCUGAAAUUGCCAGAAGCGCCUUCUCUGAAGGAAGCUGCUAAAGAUAAAUCCCAAAAGACAAGGCGUCCGCAACCUCUUAUUAAGCUUGUAAUGAGAAGGCUGGAGAGUUCUUUUCGUAGUUUUUCUAGGCCAGUACUGCAUGCUGCAGCAAGAGUUGUUCAGGAGAUGGGGAGAAGCCGGGCUGCUGCAUUUGCUUUAGGUGUACAAGACAUUGAUGAAGGGGCACAUAUUAAUUCAUUUUCGGAGACAAUAGAUUCACACGACUCAGAUAGUACUGAAGCCCCACAUUCUGAAAGUUCCCGGAGAACCGCUUCCAUAUCUAAUGGAACUGGUAGCAAGGACACAAUUGCAAGUUUGUUAGCAUCAUUGAUGGAAGUUGUGCGGACAACUGUUGCCUGUGAAUGUGUUUAUGUUAGAGCGAUGGUUAUUAAAGCUUUGAUUUGGAUGCAAAGUCCACAUGAUUCAUUUGAUGAGCUGAAAUCCAUUAUUGCAUCAGAACUUUCUGAUCCAGCUUGGCCAGCCACGCUUCUGAACGAUGUUUUACUUACUUUGCAUGCUCGUUUUAAGGCAACUCCAGAUAUGGCUGUCACGCUUCUUGAAAUUGCAAGGAUCUUUGCUACCAAAGUUCCAGGGAAGAUCGAUGCUGAUGUGUUACAACUACUAUGGAAAACAUGCCUAGUUGGAGCUGGUCCUGAUGGGAAACACACUGCUUUAGAGGCAGUUACCAUAGUUCUUGAUCUACCUCCACCACAACCUGGAUCAAUGAUGGGGUUGACAUCAGUGGAUCGAGUGUCAGCAUCAGAUCCAAAAUCAGCUUUGGCACUGCAGAGAUUAGUUCAAGCAGCAGUAUGGUUUCUUGGAGAAAAUGCGAACUACGCUGCUUCUGAAUAUGCCUGGGAAUCUGCAACACCUCCUGGCACUGCAUUGAUGAUGCUAGAUGCUGAUAAAAUGGUUGCUGCUGCCAGCUCUCGUAACCCAACUCUAGCUGGUGCAUUGACUCGACUUCAAAGGUGUGCAUUCAGUGGGAGCUGGGAGGUUCGAAUUGUUGCUGCCCAAGCUCUUACAACCAUGGCGAUUAGGUCUGGUGAGCCUUAUAGGCUACAGAUUUAUGAAUUCUUGCACACUUUAGCUCAGGGUGGUGUUCAGUCUCAACUGUCAGAGACGCAUCUCAGUAAUGGGGAAGAUCAAGGAGCCAGUGGUACUGGCCUUGGAGUUUUGAUCAGUCCCAUGAUAAAGGUUCUUGAUGAAAUGUAUAGAGCACAAGAUGAAUUGAUUAAAGAUAUUCGUUACCAUGACAAUGCACAAAAAGAAUGGGCAGAUGAAGAACUGAAAAAACUGUAUGAAACCCAUGAAAGGUUGCUUGAUCUGGUUUCACUGUUUUGUUAUGUUCCAAGAGCAAAGUAUCUACCAUUGGGGCCAAUAAGUGGAAAACUGAUUGAUAAAUAUCGCUCAAAGCACAAUAUCAGUGCAUCAACUGGUUUGAGUGAUCCAGCUGUUGCUACUGGAAUUUCCGAUCUUAUUUAUGACUCCAAACCAGCACCUGCUGACUCUGAUGCACUUGAUGAUGACCUAGUCAAUGCAUGGGCAGCAAAUCUCGGUGAUGAUGGAUUGUUUGGAAAGAAUGCGCCAGCUGUGAACAGGGUUAAUGAAUUUUUGGCUGGUGCUGGAACUGAUGCUCCUGAUGUUGACGAUGAACAUAUCAUCUCCAGACCUUCAGUUAGUUAUGAUGAUAUGUGGGCAAAGACACUUCUAGAGACUACAGAAAUAGAAGAAGAUGCAAGGUCAUCUGGAUCAUCAUCUCCAGAUUCAACAGGAUCAGUUGAAACUUCCAUAUCGUCUCACUUUGGUGGAAUGAGCUACCCUUCAUUGUUCAGUUCACGACCGGAGAGGUCAGGAGGAAGCAGAUUCAGCACUGCCGCUACAAGUGGUCCUUCAUUGUAUGAGGGUGUUGGCUCCCCGAUUCGAGAAGAGCCUCCGCCAUACUCAUCACCUGUUAGGCAAAGGUUUGAGUCCUUUGACAGUCCUCUGGCUGGCCGAGGAUCCCAGAGUUUUGAAUCUCAAGAUGAGGAACGGGUUUCUUCCAGCAAUCCGCAACAUGGAACAGCACUUUAUGACUUCACUGCUGGUGGUGAUGAUGAGCUUAACUUGACAGCAGGCGAGGAGGUUGACAUACAGUACGAAGUGGAUGGCUGGUUCUAUGUGAAGAAGAAACGCCCUGGGAGAGAUGGAAAAAUGGCUGGGCUUGUCCCAGUUCUAUACGUUAAUCAGUCUUGAGUAGUUUGGUAUAGGUUACCAGAAAAAUUGAUCAUCCCAUUGUUUUUCCUUGCUGUUUGGUAUGGCUGGGCCUGGUCACUUCGAUGUGCUUGUUCAAGUUUGGUAUUUUUGCCUGCCAGCAUGAUUUUUACAGCUGACACAUGCCCGAGCCUCAAUAACCGUCCACAUUUUUGGAACAGUGGACGUUACAUGAAGAAUCAGUCAAUGUGUGAAUACUUUUUGUUCAUAAUUCUUUCUUAACAACCAUGUUAUUUAAUAUCAUUUUUGAGCGAUUGGUUGUGAUUAUGAUGUCAUAACUUGUAGCCUAAAAAUGUGUGAAUGUCAUUUUUCUUUCUAUACUAAAUUGUUUAUUCUUGAUAAGCAA